Messenger RNA from Chlamydomonas reinhardtii, 3688 nucleotides. RefSeq lists its product as uncharacterized. NCBI's taxonomy places the organism in Eukaryota, Viridiplantae, Chlorophyta, Chlorophyceae, Chlamydomonadales, Chlamydomonadaceae. The record is from RefSeq and is a predicted model, not a curated record. The transcript is spliced from 7 exons. The coding region runs from base 74 to 3274 and encodes 1066 amino acids.
GGUCCCUUGCGGCCGGUCCCCGCUGUCGUCUCCUUGCAGGCCCAGACAGCCGUGCUACCUGCACCCGCGGGCGAUGGUGGCGGCACAGGUGGAGGUGGUGGCGGAGCUGGUGGCAUCUGGCCGGUCAGCUGGCCUGCGUGGACCGCAGCAUCACAGUUCCGGCGCCACGUUUGCUCAGCUCCUGGCAUCGUACGCCCAGCGUGUGUGUCCGCCCAUCUCAACUGGCCGGGCGCCGCCAGCACGGCCGCCGUCUGAUGCUGCUGCCGCGGCCACCCCGCCGUCUGCACCGGGCACCAACAGCAGCAGUGGCAGUGGCAGUGGCAGCACGGGUGCCGCUGCUGCAGCUCCGUCAGCAGGGGAGGGGCCGGCGGCUGCGUCGGAGCUAGGCCCCAUCCCUGCCACCUGCAUCUGUGCCUACCUCGGCCUUGCCUCGGAGCAGUGCCGAGCGUCUGUGUCAGCCGCAUGCAGUGACAGCAGCAGUGACAGCAGCAGUAGUGGUGGUGGCAGUAGCGGUGGUGGCACCGACGGUGCUGCCGUGGUGCCGCUGUCAGCACCGCAAACACCUGCGCCACCAAGUACUGCCGCUACCGCCGCUGCUGCCACACCCGUCUUGGAUGACGGCAGCAGCACAGAGGCCGUGGCGGCGGCCGUGAUGGCGGGCCUGCAGCAGCAGCAGCGGCAGCAGACACUGCAGACACAGCAGGAGCUGAGCAGGCUGCAAGGGCUGCCGCAGAGCAGCGUGCGCCGCCGCAGCCGCCGCAGCCGCAGCCGCCUGUUGCUGGCUGGCAGCGAUGGCGCUUCGGCUGCCUUGUCCGCUGUGAACUCAGGCAAUGGCAGUAUCAGCAAGGGCAAUAGUAGCGGUGGCAGCUCUGUGCAGCCCUUCUGCUCCCUCGCCGCUCCGCUACUGCAGCAAGACAGCAACGGAACUAGCACCGGCAGUGGCAGCGUAGCCGGCAGCAGUAGCAGCAUCAGCAUCAGUAGUAACGGCAGUAGCAGCAUUAUCAGUGGUAGCGCCACCACCACUGCGCGCCCGGGCACUCCGCGGCUGAGUGGUCCGCGGCUGCAAGGGCUCUACGGCCAGCUGGGGCGGGUGUGCUUCCCAGGGGCCCUGGCUGCACCGUCCUUCUGCCAGUGCGCACAGGACCCGUUCUCGCCCAGCUGCGCUCUGGCCCGCACCCGCCUGUGUGCCGCCGGCGACCCCCUGUGCCGCCUGGCGCUGGAGGCAGGCGAGGGCAGCGCCGCCGCCACCGCCGCCCUGAAGACCUACUUCAGCAGCGCCUGCAGCAGCAGCAGCAUCAGUAGCAGCGGCAGUGGUGGCAGUAACAGCGGGAGCGGAGGAGGCGACGUGGGUGUGGUGGUGGUCAGAAUGGAGCUGGCGGGCAUGAACAGCACUGACGUGCGCCAGCGCCUCGCCGCGCCGCUGGCCGCCGCCCUUGCUGACGUGGCGGGUGUGCCGGCGGCGGCCGUGCAGCUGCUGGCGGCAGUGGAUGUGCCCGCGCCGCCACCCGACAGCGCCGACAUCACCGGUACCGCUAGCAACGCAGACAUCGCCGCGUUCGGCGCCAUGGGCGCCGCUGGUGUGGACGGCGCCGGUGUUGCUGUAACUGACAGCUCGGGAUCCAGUCCUGGCAGCAGGAGGCGGCGGGCGCAGCAGCAGGAGGUGGCGGCGGCGGCGGCAGUGACCAACACCGCCGGAAAUGUGUCCGGAUCCGUGCUGGUGGUCUACGCAGUGCGCACACCCGACCCCCCGGCCACAGCGGCCCGACUGCGUGCCGCCUUUGGCAACACCACCACCACCACCACCACCACCACCCGUGACAGUAGCAAUGGAGCCUGGGUCGACAGGCUCGCGUCCCUGGGGCUGCCCUUCCCUCCACCCUACAUUGCAACAGAGCUAGUGGCCGGCGGCGGGGAUAGCAGCGCCGGCGGCACCAGCAGUAGUAGCAGCAACGGCGGUGGCGCUGUGGCGGCUGGUCCCAACGCAGCUGCUGGCGGCACCGGCCAGGUUGGCAGCGCGGCAUCCACUGCAGUUGGUGGGAUGGUGGUGGCAGCAGGGGAAAGCACCGGCGCCAGCACCGGCAUCGCUCCCCAGCAGAGCGGCGGUGUUGGCGUCGCCGCUUCAGACCCGGACCAUGACCCCGUCUCAGCGCCCUCGUCCUCCGCUGCUCCUUCUCCUGCUCCUAGCACAUCAACCGGCAGCAGUGACAGCAACAGCAGCGGCAGCAGCAGCAGCCAGGGGAGUGGCGGUGGCGGCGGUAACCGCGCCGUCGUGGUGGGGGCCGCGGUGGGCGCGGUGGGAGCGUGUCUGCUUAUUUUGGCGCUGGUAGGCGUGACGGUGGCCGCACGGCGCGCGGCGCGGCAGCGCCGCAGCCGGCGUGCAGCCUUCCACUUCCCGCCGCCAAACGCUGACGGGGAGGCGGCUGGGGAUGCGGAUGCGGGUGGUGGCAAGGGGUUGUCGCUGUCGCAGUGGCUGCGGCGUGUGCUGACGGGUGCGGGCGGCAGCGCCACUGAGGGUCAGUGGCAGGUGGCGGACGGGGACGAGCACCUGCAGCCCUCGCGGUCGGUGCGAGUGCUGCCGCCCCCGCCGCCGCCGGUAUCACCACGCCGCCUGGGAGCUGCAGCAGCGCGCGGGGCCGGCGGCAAGGGCCCCAGGUACGGCUGGGCCGCAGGCAGGGAGCUUGUGCAAGCAGGCGCCCCAGGUGCUGGCGGCGUUGGCGUUGUCGGCAGUGGCGACGCGAGUAAGAAGCCGGGCGGUGUCCAGCGGGGUGUGGAGCUGGCGGUACGCUGCGGGGAUGUGAACUCGUCGCCGGCAGUGCUAGCCAAGGGACCAGUAGCUGCGGGCGUUGGCGGCGCCAAGACGCCAUCAGCGGCACUGCCCACAGCCGCUGGCAGUCAUGCAGGGCCGGAGGGCCCAGGCGGCGGGCUCUCUUUCUCCGGCCUGACGCCCACGGCGGCAUCGGCGUCGGCUGCUGCUGCCCCGCCCGACCCGCCGGAACGCACAGCUUCCCCAUCAGCGCCUCUGGUCACGAGUCCCCGUCUGGGUCAAUGGGAGCACCUGCAGGACCCGCCGGCAACGCAAGAGGCCAUCAUGCGGCGGCGGCGCCGGAUCACGCCGCCUACAGCCGGCGGCGCUGAGGCCCCGCCGUCCCCGAGGCCCGGGCUUGAGCUGGGCUUGCCACCUAACGACGGCGGUGGUGGUGACGGUGGCGGCGGUGGCGGCUGCACGCCUGCUGGGCAUGCUGCGUCGCCCAUCAUUGAGGCAGUGUCAGGAUGAGGGAGCGGAGGUCAAUGAGGGGCAGCUUGGGAACGGCGUGCAGACGCAACAGUGUUGGGGGGGGGGGCGCAACCCCCUGAUCGGCGCCCGGUGAUGGAGCGGCGUGCGUUACUGUGACCGGCAAAAGCCCGCCAAGCCGAACUCCGGCCAUGGUCGCGGACGCGAGGUCAAGUAUGGGGGAGACGUAGAGCAAACUGAUGAGCAGGUCCCCUGAAGGUUAGUGCAUGAGAUCAACAAUAGCUGCGGUAGCAGCGGUCCCCGGCUAGGGCCCCCGACUCGGCAGGACGCCGGACAGCCCGGAGAGUUGUUGGUGCUGUCAUGUUAAGUUGGCAGCGGGUGUGCCGUUUUGGGUGGUGUUGAGAAACACCGGGCUCUGUAGGCCGGUAGCGUUCUGUAGUCCCAACAUCUCGCGCA